AUGACGGACGUAGCAGCAACUCCUAAUGACUAUAUUUUAAACUUAUCACCAGAACAAAUUGAACACGAUCAAAAGAUCGGUAUUAAAGCCAUUCGAUUAUUUUUGCAAAGUAAAACUUCAUAUGAUGUAUUACCAGUCAGUUACAGAUUAAUAGUAUUAGAUACAUCUUUAUUGGUUAAAAAAUCUUUAACUAUCUUAUUACAGAACAAUAUUGUUAGUGCUCCUUUAUGGAAUAAUCAAACUUCUAAAUUUGCUGGGUUAUUAACUUCAAGUGAUUUCAUUAAUGUCAUACAAUAUUAUUUCCAAUUUCCGGAGAAAUUUGAAUUAGUUGAUCAAUUAACUUUAGACGGAUUAAGAGAUGUUGAAAAAGCAAUCGGUGUAGAUCAAAUUGAAACUGUUUCUAUUCAUCCAUUUAAAUCAUUAUAUGAAGCAUGUGUCAAGAUGUUGGAAUCUAAAGCAAGAAGAAUUCCUUUGAUUGAUGAAGAUGAAAAAACCAAGAGAGAAAUUGUUGUGAGUGUAUUAACUCAAUAUAGAAUUUUGAAAUUUGUUGCUUUGAAUUGUAAAGAAACCAAAAUGUUGUUAAAACCAAUCAAGAAUUUAACAGGAUUGGGUGAUAGGAAAGAAAUAUCUACUUGUACUAUGAAUACCCCGGUUAUUGAAGUUAUUCAUUUAUUAACAGAAAAGUCCGUUUCUUCUAUUCCAGUCGUAGAUGACCAAGGAAAAUUAAUUAAUGUUUAUGAAGCCUUUGAUGUGUUGUCGUUGGUUAAAGGUGGUAUGUAUACCGAUUUGGAUUUAUCAAUCGGUGACGCAUUAUUAAGAAGACUGGAAGAAUUUGAAGGGGUUCACACUUGUACUUUGAAUGAUAGAUUGAGUACGAUAAUGGAUACAAUAAGAAAAAGUAGAUUGCAUCGAUUAUUUAUUGUUGACGAUGAAGGUAAAUUGAUUAGUGUUAUUACAUUAAGUGAUAUAUUGAAUUACAUUUUAUUUGGAGAGGAUUAA
This is a messenger RNA of Candida tropicalis MYA-3404, 999 nucleotides long. RefSeq names its product AMP-activated serine/threonine-protein kinase regulatory subunit (gene SNF4). The coding region runs from base 1 to 999 and encodes 332 amino acids. Lineage: Eukaryota; Fungi; Ascomycota; Pichiomycetes; Serinales; Debaryomycetaceae. The record is from RefSeq and is a predicted model, not a curated record. The transcript has a single exon.